GGGGCGGAGACCAGGAAGUGGUGCGGGCAUGGGGCUUGGGGCUCGGGCCACCCUCUCCGUUCCAGUCAGGGAGCCAGAGAGCGGCGGGCGCGGGUAGAGGAGGCGCGGGCUCCGCAGCGGAGCCACUCGGCUUCAGCAGCACCAGACUCCAAUGCCCAGCUGCGGGCCAGGUGUGGGGAACCAGCACUGAACAAGUCGACGCAGCCCGCCUCCCAGAGCUUGGAGUCUGCGUCUAGAUCUUUCUUUCUCCAAACAAACAGCCCCUCCCUGUUUGUCUCAGCGGUGACACACGGGGCAGCCCCUUGCAUCCUGACUCCCCUCCUCCUCCCACGGCGCAGUCUGAUUGCCUCAGUGCCUCCAAAGAAGGGCAUCCAGACUGGCCCCAGGCCUCCUGGUGCCGUGCAGGGAGGUCAAGGUCGAGAAGAUUCAUCCUGAAUCAGGUCACGCUCUUGGUCUGGUUUCAAAGCACUCAACACCCGGCCUUUGCAUUUUCAGCUCCUGCUCUCCAGUGGUCCCAAGAGGGAGAUGCAGCAGCCGUGACCCAGGCCUCGUGGAUGGGAGCGGCUGUCAGCUAUGGAGAAGGAUGCGGCCACCUGUCCACAUGAUCCCUCCUUCAUAAAACCUAAGCCACCUCCAGACACAUGCCCCAGUGCCUGUCUCUCUGCAGAACCUGGAGAGACAAUGCCUGCUCCAGGCCCAGGAGGGAGCCAGCUCUGAAGGGGCAAGCUGAGGACUGGAGUUUGAACCACCAGCUUUGCCUCCUCUCUGUUCAUGCUCAUGCUCUUGCCCAACACCUCCUAGGAGACUGACUUUAUUUAUUUCUAGAAAAAGCACUGAGUCGAUUACUGUAGCCUGCCACAAUUGGAUACUCCCUUUCGUCUCUGUGGGGCAGCCUGGAGCCCAGUGGCUGACAAAACUGGCACAUUGGGGAGCUGGAAGAGAAGCAGCUAGGGGCUGUGGCUGAGGAAGGAGCUCGGGGUCCCAGGAUGGAGUCCAACGACACGGCCGCUUCCUCUUGCCUGGACUCUGCCACGUUCAAGGUCACCGUCAGUGUGGCACUCACCAUCCUCAUUCUCAUCACUAUUGCCGGCAACGUGGUUGUCUGCCUGGCCGUGGGCCUGAACCGCCAGCUCCGCAGCCUGACCAACUGCUUCAUCGUGUCCCUGGCCAUCACCGACCUGCUCCUCGGCCUCCUGGUGAUGCCCUUCUCGGCUUUCUACCAGCUCUCCUGCAGGUGGAGCUUCGGCAAGGUCUUCUGCAACAUCUACACCAGCCUGGACGUGAUGCUCUGCACGGCCUCCAUCCUCAACCUCUUCAUGAUCAGCCUCGACCGGUACUGCGCCGUCACGGACCCCCUGCGCUACCCCGUGCUCAUCACCCCGGUCCGGGUUGGCGUCUCCCUGGUCUUGAUUUGGGCCGUCUCCAUCACCCUGUCCUUUUUGUCUAUCCACCUGGGCUGGAACAUCAGGGACGAGACCAGCAGGGUCAACCACACCAUCCAGCCCUGCAAAGUCCAGGUCAACUUGGUGUAUGGCUUGGUGGACGGGCUGGUCACCUUCUACGUGCCUCUGCUGGUCAUGUGUAUCACCUACUUCCGCAUCUUCAAGAUCGCCCGGGAGCAGGCCAAGAGGAUCCAUCACGUUGGCCCCUGGAAGGCGGCCACCAUCAGGGAACACAAAGCCACUGUAACGCUGGCCACCGUGAUGGGGGCCUUCAUCGUCUGCUGGUUCCCCUACUUCACCGUGUUUGUCUACCGGGGGCUGAGAGGGGAUGACGCCGUCAACAAGACCUUCGAAGCUGUUGUUCUGUGGCUGGGCUACGCCAACUCGGCCCUGAACCCCAUCCUGUACGCCGCACUGAACAGGGACUUCCGCACGGCGUACCAGCAGCUCCUGCGCUGUAGGUAUGCCAGCUGCAACACCCACGACGCCUCUCUGAGGUACGACAGCUCUCGGCUCCCCAGGACUCGGAGCCAGGGACCCAGGCAGCAGGAAGAGAAGCCCCUGAAGCUGCAGGUGUGGAGUGGCAGAGAGGUCAUGGCACCCCGGGGAGCCACAGACAGGCAAAACCUAGACAAGGGGAAGGUGACAAGCCAGUGAGAAGCAAAGAAAGCCCUGAGCUGGGAGUUAUAAAUUGCAACAUCUCCCACAGCACGAGCAACCGUGGGGUUGUUUAAAUAUUUAACCCACAUUAAAUAGAAUGUGACUUGCAAAAAAUCGGAAGAGACUGAAAACCCUGUAUUUGGCAAGAUCAGAUCCAUCCUUCUUCCUCAAACCAGUGGUCUCCGAAAACAAAAGUGACAUAUCAUUAUAAGAACAUGUACUUGAGUGCUGCACACUGCUGAGCUGACUGCUGGCUUCAGUCCUGCUAACCUUAUUGUCCCAUGUGCUUACUGCCAUGGCAGGCAGCUAUCCAUCAUGGCUGCCUUUGUCAGGGAGCACGCUCUCUCGCUCUCUCCUGGCUUCCUCUGUUGUGGAGCCCCAUGUGAAGUGCAAACAUCUGCAUUCCUGAGCCUCCUUGCCCCUGGGUGCAGACAUGUGACCAGAUCUGCCCCAUCAAAGGUAGCAAGCACCUUUGAUUGAAACAUGAGCUCCGGGCAGAAAGCACUGGUAUGUCUCAGGCAGCUGUGCAUCAGCCUGGUGGGUGGCCGCCGCCACAAAUCCCGGCCACACAGCUCGGCCACGAAUCUGUAAGCUCCCUAAUAACCCCUGAGCUAAUAUAGCCCUUCCUGCUUAAACCCAGCUUCUGGCAAGUAAUAGACACUCAGUGAAUUC
Molecule: messenger RNA, 2774 nt
Organism: Myotis daubentonii (Daubenton's bat)
Lineage: Eukaryota; Metazoa; Chordata; Mammalia; Chiroptera; Vespertilionidae
Gene: HRH2
Product: histamine receptor H2
Biological process (GO): gastric acid secretion; G protein-coupled receptor signaling pathway, coupled to cyclic nucleotide second messenger; chemical synaptic transmission
Cellular component (GO): plasma membrane; dendrite
Molecular function (GO): neurotransmitter receptor activity; G protein-coupled serotonin receptor activity; histamine receptor activity
Source: RefSeq, a predicted model, not a curated record